Molecule: messenger RNA, 1611 nt
Organism: Parnassius apollo (apollo)
Lineage: Eukaryota; Metazoa; Arthropoda; Insecta; Lepidoptera; Papilionidae
Source: the annotation of a GenBank genome assembly
AUGAAAUUAGGAAAUUCUACAGAAGUUGAUUCUUUCAUGGCCAUUUUAUUUGAUAAAACGAAACUUAAACCUACUAAUGGCUUAGAUACACAAAAUCACGGUGAUACGAUAGAAAUUAUUUUAAUUGAAUUGCUUCCUAAAACUUACACAGAAAGUCAUGCAUAUCAAUUAGUAUGUUUGAAAAAGAAAGAACAAACUGUUACUUUUUAUAACGUUACGCCCAUACAAAACAAUCAAAAUUUGUGCCCAGACUUUAUUUACAGCUUACAGUUACUAAAUGAAGAAAUUGUUCUGAAUGGAAACAACGAUCAUGAUUCUAAGUCCUACAUAUGGCUGUUGAAUAAAGUGUUACCUCAAGUUAUUAGAUGGACAGACCAACCCGUAAUAAGUCAGAUAAACACAUCAGCUUCUAUUAAAGAUUCUUUGAGUCUUGUGCCAAAUAAUGAAUAUUAUACAAAAUACAAUUAUCUUAAACUUAAAUAUGGCAAGGAGAUGGUUAAGAUUUGGCCUGAAGGUACUGAUCCAAUAAAAUUUGUUUAUGAAGAUGUUGCUAUAGCCACAUAUUUAUUGCUUCUUUGGGAUAGGAAAAAUUUGAAUAAAUUAACUAAACCAGUAUCUUUUGUUGAUGUUGGUUGUGGAAAUGGAUUGCUUGUGUAUAUUUUAACUAAGGAAGGACAUAAAGGAUUAGGAGUAGAUGUACGUAAGAGAAAAAUUUGGAAUAUGUAUGAUGAGGAUAUAAAACUAGAAGAAACAACUGUGACACCGGACAAUAUCCAAAAGUUUUCAGAAUUUGACUGGAUAAUUGGUAACCAUUCAGAUGAAUUAACACCAUGGAUACCUGUUAUGACAGCAAAAUCAUCAUACAAUUGUAGCUUUUUUUUACUUCCAUGUUGUGCUUAUAACUUUGAUGGUACUAAGUAUCAGCGACAGAAUUCAUCAAAAAGUCAAUACAAUGAAUAUUUAGAUUACAUCUAUAAACUAUGCCAAGAUUGUGGUUUCCAUACUGAAAUGGACAGACUAAAAAUACCUAGCACUAAAAGAAUAUGCUUUAUUGGCAGAAGAAGAAAGUAUAUGGAACAUGAAUAUGAUAACUAUCAAACUACAAUUUCUUAUUUAGUUAAUAAUAGAAAUAAAGUCAUAAGAAAUGAACAUGAACAUUUAGAAAUAGAUGGUUUCAAAACAAGAGACCCUGUAGAAAAAGUAAGAAAUUGCACUCAAGUUGAUAAAAAUGUUAUAGAGUCAAUUAUCAAGAACAUUACCACAUUUCUUUUGGAUGGAUGUGAUUUUAAAAGCGAGUGGACUCCAGGAAAAGAAUUACAUAUUUUUGAGUUAAUUGAUAUUAUUCCUCAAGAUAAAUUAAAAGUUUUAAAAGCAGAAUGUGGUGGAAUACAAACUUUGUUGAAAAAUAAUCAUCAUAUUUUUAAAGUUCAAAAUGGAAAAGUUACAUUAAGACAACCAAAGUCUAUUGAAGAAACUACAAAAAAUAUUAAAAAACAAGGUAAAAAUAAUAGUGUCAUAAAAGUACAAGUAAGACCAUGUUGGUUUUAUAAUAAUCACCCACAAGGUUGUCCUCUGAGUGAUACUAGCUGUAGCUUUUUACAUACACACUGA